Pelodiscus sinensis (Chinese soft-shelled turtle) is the source of this 1749-nucleotide messenger RNA. Lineage: Eukaryota; Metazoa; Chordata; Testudines; Trionychidae. The record is from RefSeq and is a predicted model, not a curated record.
AUGGGCGUUAGGCGCCUCCAGAGCCCCGAGGCGCCGCUCCCAGGCACCUGGCCCUGCUGCCCCCCUGCUCUGGGCCCUCUGCCCUUCGGGGGGCCUGGCACAGGAGCGCUCCAGGCCGUUGGUCUGGGGCCCCGCCACUCCCUGGGGGCAGCUUGGCAAGGGGGUUCCGGUGCGUGGUGGGUGGGCUCCCUGCUGCUGCGCGUCCCCCUGCCCGGGGCGAGGGGCGUUUUCCCGCGGGGGAGGGGAGCACGGCUCUGGCUGGGGCUUAGGGAGGGGGGGGUGCUUGGGGGGCAGCCUGACCGCCAGCCGGCGCAUCUCCAGCUCCCUUUGGGGGGCGGGCACCCCGCACCCCUCCCCAUUCCUGUUCCCUCAGCGGGCAGCAGAAGCAGGGCCCUGGGCACAACCGGGGGCGGGGGUUGGUGUCCGUCCCCCCGGGGCCCCUCUCAGCCAGCGGCCGGCGAAGGGGACACUCUGUCGUUCAGGCCCUACCUGAGCGUCUCCGAGAACUUCCACGGCCCCGGGCUCACGUAUGUCCCGGCCACGGCCUCCAUCGAGCUGGGCACCCAGGGGAGCCAGCACUGCCAUUCCAACCGGGCUGGCAGCCCCUACCACGCCGAAAACCACUGGGCUCGAAGGAAGCUCUACGUCGCCUCCGUCAUCUGCCUCCUCUUCAUGAGCGGAGAAGUCGUUGAGAUCCUGGGGGCCCUGCUCUCCGUGCUGUCCAUCUGGGUGGUGACCGGCGUCUUGGUGUACCUGGCUGUGGAGCGUCUGCUCUCCAACAACUACGAGAUCGAGGGGGACGUCAUGCUCAUCACCUCCGCCUGCGCCGUGGCUGUGAACCUCGUAAUGGGAGCCGCCCUCCACCAGGCGGGCCACGGCCACAGCCCACACCGCCACAAAAAUUGCGUUUUGCGUGCUGGCCACGCUGGAGCGGAGCGGAAGGCAGCAGCUGCCCGGCGGCGUGGCAGAGCGCGGCGCCUUGUGGUCUGUGCCACUGCGAGAGGGAACACGGCGGCUCGGCUUGGGAGGGGGCCAGGCGAUCGCGGGGCGCCUGGGCGUGAGGCCUUUGUGAGAGCUGAAUGAAACAUACGAGUAACAGCUGCCCCCCAGCCAGAGUACAAAUACAUAGACCCCGUCUGCACCUUCCUGUUCUCCGUCCUGGUCCUGGGAACCACGCUGACCAUCCUGCGGGACGUCGUCCUCGUGCUGAUGGAGGGCACCCCCAAGGGGGUGGACUUCACCAGCGUGAAGGAGACCCUGCUCUCCGUGGAGGGGGUGAAAGCCCUUCACAGCCUGCACAUCUGGGCCCUGACCGUGUCUCACCCGGUGCUGUCGGUCCACAUCGCCAUCAACGAAACCCCCGACGCGCAGACGGUCUUGAAGGAGGCCAGCUGCCAGCUGCAAGGGGCGUUCAACUUCCACACCACCACCAUCCAGAUUGAGAACUACUCCGAGGACAUGAGAGACUGCCGGGAAUGCCAGAGCCCCUCAGACUGAACAGGGCGAGGGACGUCCUGGGAAUGCCGCUAUCUCAGAGCUCCUUGGCUGCCGUCCAGAGCAAGGACACGCCCUGGUCUGUGUCGGUUUGGAGGCAGCAGGGCGCCACUCCUGGGGCGUUGGGAUGAGGUGACAUGACUGUGUCCUCUUCUGCGCUGUGUCAGAGAGAAACGUUUUCUUUGCCUUUUAUUUCACUUUCAGCCCAUGCUGAAGAGGAAGUGUCACUUUUAAUAUUCUGAAAAUAAAGCAAAU